Molecule: messenger RNA, 909 nt
Organism: Cynara cardunculus var. scolymus (artichoke)
Lineage: Eukaryota; Viridiplantae; Streptophyta; Magnoliopsida; Asterales; Asteraceae
Product: auxin-responsive protein SAUR50-like
Exons: 1
Coding region: 51-542 (163 amino acids)
Biological process (GO): response to auxin
Source: RefSeq, a predicted model, not a curated record
CAACUUAUCGUAACCCUUUUCCAACUGCCGCUUCGAAUCUCUCCUCUCCAAUGGCGUCUGCUCUCAAGAAGGGAAACAAGAUCAGCCAAAUCGUCCGCCUCAAGCAGGUCAUGCAACGAUGGCGUCGCCGCUGCAUCAACACUCAUUCCUUCACCUCCGAUUCCGAUUCUGAAAUCGACCGCCAACGACGUCGCAUCCCGUCGCCUGGAUCCCUUGCUGUCUACGUCGGCAUUGAGAGACGCCGAUUCGUCAUUCCGACCAAGUUUCUGAAUCUGCCGGUGUUUCGGUCGUUACUCAACAAAGCCGAGGAGGAGUUUGGAUUCCAGAAAACCGGGGGAUUAGUACUCCCUUGCGAUGUGAUUUUCUUCAAGAGGUUGUUGAAGGCUUUGGAGAGGAACGAGGGAGGAUUCGGUUCGCUGGAUUUAGACGAUUUCACGGCGAUGUUUGCCGAUUUGACGGUCGAUUCCGUUUCGUAUUGUAAGGAUGCUAACAAUUCUAACUGCCAUAGCUUCAGUCCUCUGUUACAGAAAACUAGGGUUUGAGCCGAAGGUGCGGCGUGUUAAAUGCCUACCCGAUCUUGUGCAAUGUCACAGGUUCGUCUCCCGUCUCUUUUGUCAAUUGGGAGUAGGCGUAGGGUUAGGUUUUUCAGUUUUGUGCAUAGAUGGUGGAUUGAUUGAAUUCGGCCCCUUCUAGUUUUCUCCAAUUUCCCAUCCCAGCAUCCUUGAACCCAAAUCUAUUGAUGAUGUUGAUGUCUGAUUAAAAUUGGGUUUCAAUGAGAUGAAGUUAUCCCAAUUUUGGGGGAUGCUAGGUUUUUCUUUUUCAGUAACAAAAUCAUGUGGGACGAUGGUAGUAGUUGCGAUUGAUGAUGAUGAUGAUGAUGAAAUAUUUUGUAGUUUGAAUUGAUGAUGA